AUGACAUCGUGUUGUGUUUGUCACGAACGUGUGUUUAUCGCAGAAUGUGUAACAUUCAAUGAGAAAGUAUAUCACAAAACUUGCUUCAGAUGUAAACAUUGUGGAGUAUUGCUACGCUUAAAUAUUGCUCGAAGUUUCAACAAAGAACCUUACUGCAAUCAACAUUCUCCUCAAACGGCUAAACCAGUUGAAGUGAUAAUCAAUAAUUCGGAAAAUCAUGAAAUAACAGAUGCGCCUCCAGAGAAACCACCGCAAUUGAAUACAUCCGAAUUAGACAAGGAUAAAGCCACAUCGUCUGUAGACGUAUCUUCGGAGUUGAAUGAUAGACAGGCUACACUUGCAACUGGUUAUGAUGCUUUUCAAGCUCAAGUUGAGCUAGCAGCUCAACACUUCACAGUCGAUCCUAUCACACAACAAAAGAUUUUUCGUAUGUUCAGCGAAUUCAAUAUUAUCGUAUGUGGUCCAGCUCGUGUUGGAAAAUCAUCUCUAAUCAAUGCGAUAUGUGGUCGAAAACUUGCUCAAAGUAAUCCAGGUUUAGACUCGUGCACAAAAGCAGUAUCACGGUUUGUACUUAAUGAACGAGUUCAAGUUAAUGAGGAGUGUAUGACAUAUACCUAUAACUUCUGGGAUACUCCUGGAUUCGAAUCGUGGAAUGAAAAUGACAUUCGCACAAAUUUUUCGAAUAUUAUGAAGAAACCUAAAUCGGAUCCUUUGUGCUUGAUCUAUUGUGCUUCACCAAGUUGCUUUGCCGAUACGAAACAAGUAAAAUGGAUUUUAGACUUCUGUGUUUUAGAGAGAAAAAUACUCUGCGCUCUAGUAGUAACAAACAAAUGGGCUGGUCAGAAAGAACAACGUACGGCCGUUCUGCAAAAAUAUAAAGAGCUUUUAUCUGAUUAUCAUUUACAGACAAGUGAAGAUGAAAAUGGAAUAGUCUAUUUCGGAAAUGUCGCUCUUUGCACCAUGGUCAAUUCUCAAAGUUAUAUUGAUGAAGAUCAAGCUAUUAAUUAUCCACCCACGGGUGUAGAUGCAUUAAUCGAAGGAAUUAUGAAUUGUUUAGAGGAUGAUGGCAAAGUAUUUCAUUGGUGCAUGGCAGCAAUACAAAGAAAGGGAAUCAUAAAUAAUGUAGUUCGAAGUAUAAAAGCUGGUGCAAUCAAUGUGAAAGAAUUCUUGGCAAGCUUACUUAACAACCGUAAGAAUGCAAAAUGA
Rotaria socialis is the source of this 1206-nucleotide messenger RNA. NCBI's taxonomy places the organism in Eukaryota, Metazoa, Rotifera, Eurotatoria, Philodinida, Philodinidae. The record is from the annotation of a GenBank genome assembly.